Aspergillus mulundensis is the source of this 1284-nucleotide messenger RNA. RefSeq lists its product as uncharacterized. Lineage: Eukaryota; Fungi; Ascomycota; Eurotiomycetes; Eurotiales; Aspergillaceae. The transcript has 2 exons. The coding region runs from base 1 to 1284 and encodes 427 amino acids. The record is from RefSeq and is a predicted model, not a curated record.
AUGCCUCAUUCCCAAGAUGCUCGCCAUCGGCGGGUGGGUACCGGCUUCAGCUCGAGUGGGCGGCGCACCGUCAUGGGCUAUUGGGCACCCCUUGCCCUGACCGUCGGCAUCGCCGCAAUUGGUGUUGCAGCUUGGAUAUGGACUGAGCGCAAUGAAGAAGAAGAUGAGGAUGAUCGCGACGAACCUCGAGGUGGUGAUCGAACCGCCAGUGCUCCCAGUGGGGUGUCAUUCCCGCGCGGCGACUUUGAGGGCGACUACGCCCGAGCAACAGGCGCAGAUGUUCUUGGUCACUCUCAGGAAGAUGCUAGCGUAAUGGCUCGCAUGCAAGGAGCACUUCGGCGCACGCCUAGUCCACAGCAAAUAUUUGACGGGGCGAGCAAGAGGGUUGCGGCCGGUGUCGCAGCAGCAGGGGCUUUCGUGGGUGGUGCUUUGACUUCGAUCAGGGAAGAGAACAGGGGCGACUUUGAGGACCAUACUCGGUGGUCAGAGGAGGUGGAAUCCCGCAAUCAGCAAAGGAAUCAGGCAGAGACAUCCGCGCCUAGUCAAAUUCCAACACGCAGCGUUGUUGGCGCCCCGGCGACUACCGACAAGAAGAAGACGGUCGUGAUUGUGGUAUCAUCAGAAUCACCGCACCUUCCACACGACCUGACCUCCGAUCAUGUGUCUAUCCUUUCUCAUCUUCCUGAACACAUUAACCCUGACUCUGCCAAGGUCUUCGUUCUAAUCUAUGCGCCUGGAUUGAAGCACGCUCCUGGUCAAGGCAGCCCCACCCAUGCCUUGUCCGUCACAUCAUCAUACUCCAACAUUGCCCCUGAAGAAGCUACCCCGUCCGCUGAGGCCACUACUGCGGAUCUGUCCAUGUUGGAGCCCCGACAGGCUGAGGACUCGCAGGGUGCAACACCGCUUUUUAACACUUUGUACACACAGGCCCAGGCCAUCGUUGACAAGGACACCAUGAUUAUGCCCUUCAAUUCGCCUACUGGAUACGUACAUCUUGUUCGGCAUCUCUCUGCUGAUACUGUUUAUGUCCAGGAGUCAUUGUCUGGUCAGGAUGGAAGCGCGGUGAACCACAUAUCUGGCUGGGUUAGGCAGGUUGUCGUGGUGGUCGGUGAUGAAGGGGGUCGGGGCGGUCUGAUUGAUAGCGACGAUGAGUCGUUGCUUGCGAACAAGGAGGAGAAGUGGUGGCGCAAAGAAGGCGUCACCGGCAUUGGUAAACGCAUUGACGUUGUUGAUGUGCUCCGUGUGGGAGAUGACUGGCGGCGCAGGAUCAGUGGUCAUGACUAG